GCCUAGAAGUCAGAGUCUGCGUCGCCACCAUGCCCAAGAAUAAAGGUAAAGGAGGUAAAAACAGACGCAGAGGGAAGAACGAAAAUGAAUCCGAGAAAAGAGAGUUAGUGUUCAAAGAAGACGGACAAGAGUAUGCGCAAGUCAUCAAAAUGUUGGGUAAUGGACGGUUAGAAGCGAUGUGUUUUGACGGAGUAAAGAGGUUAUGUCACAUCAGAGGCAAAUUGAGGAAGAAGGUUUGGAUUAACACCUCAGACAUUAUACUGGUUGGUCUACGAGAUUACCAGGAUAAUAAAGCUGACGUGAUUUUAAAAUACAACGCUGAUGAAGCUAGAAGCCUGAAGGCUUACGGAGAGCUUCCCGAGCACGCCAAAAUCAAUGAAACCGACACAUUCGGCCCCGGGGAUGACGAUGAAAUCCAGUUUGACGAUAUUGGCGAUGAUGAUGAAGAUGUUGAUGAAAUCUAAACUGAACUCGUCGUUUUACAUUCUAGUUUUUCUGAGGACUGUUUAAAGAUUUGGAUUUUGGUGGUGGUCUGUUAAGUGCUCUGUGAGGCCGUGAGGGGGCUGUUUAGCCAGUGAUAACAGCUGGAGCCUGCUGUGUUGCCAUCGAGCUGCC
This is a messenger RNA of Erinaceus europaeus (western European hedgehog), 615 nucleotides long. RefSeq names its product eukaryotic translation initiation factor 1A, X-chromosomal-like. The coding region runs from base 30 to 464 and encodes 144 amino acids. NCBI's taxonomy places the organism in Eukaryota, Metazoa, Chordata, Mammalia, Eulipotyphla, Erinaceidae. Gene Ontology annotation, molecular function: RNA binding; translation initiation factor activity. The transcript has 2 exons. Gene Ontology annotation, cellular component: cytoplasm. The record is from RefSeq and is a predicted model, not a curated record. Gene Ontology annotation, biological process: translational initiation.